CAGCAACAAGCCAAUGGCGCCGUUGCGAAUGCAGCGCGGCAUCCCGACAAUGCAUUUCGUCAAGUUGCAGGGGCCUCCCGUCCCGCUGGCGAUGGACCACAUAGGUUAAGGUAGCCAGCGUCCGAGUCCGUACUCAGGGCCUGGCAGCGCCUCCGGGGUGGCAGUCGAAGAGUCCCUGUUCCUGCCAUUGUCACCGCUGAGACGGGUCACAGCGGCAGCGGUCAUGGUAUAUGGGGAAGCCGCCAACUCAAUUUGCACCGCACGCGCCACGCCUUGUUUUUCUUUCCCUUCGACAACUAUUUCUUGUACCUCCACAACGCACGAGCGACGCCGAUUCUGCCGCGGGCUUUACGCGUACGUCGGUUAUCCACAAGGGUCCCGUGUCAGCCGAUUUUUUGCCUUUGCCGCCUGCCUUAUUAUUCUGCGCGAAGCAAUCGAUCCCCGUCCCUCUCCGACACUGUCGACCCGAAUCCGACGGCGCCAUCUCGACGAGACCGCCAUCGAAUCGCGGCGCGUCAGCUGAGCAGCAAAACCGCGCCUCGCAGAGCAACAUUCUCCUGUAUCUGCAUACCGUGAGAACGCUCGGCCUUGCAGCGAGCCGGCGCGCGAACGUCCAGACCCUCAACCAUCAGCCAAGACACAACCAGCCUAGGGCCCCAGCGCUGCUACAUUCUCGGACAGUUGGCAAUCUGCAGCAAUCAUGGAAGACGGCCUUCAGAUGCUGCCACCGCAAACGGCGGAUCCUAUCUCGCGACCGAGCUCGACCUCCACGUCCGCCUCGGCAACACUUCCACAUUUGCCUGGCAUCGCCGCCCUGGCCGCCAGCAAUGCUGCCAACAGCACAACACCCGAUUCGCCGCAGCUCAGGGCAACGUCGGCACCACAGGCACUAAUGAAUGCAGGCAUAUCGCACGCCGCAACGAGUGGAGGAGGAGGAGGCAUGCCCGUCUGCCAAAACUGUACAACAUCAACGACGCCACUUUGGCGGCGCGAUGAGUUUGGUGCCGUUCUGUGCAAUGCAUGCGGUCUCUUCCUCAAGUUGCAUGGGCGCCCUCGUCCCAUCUCGCUAAAGACGGACGUUAUCAAAAGUCGCAAUCGCGUCAAGACGAUUCGCCCAGACUUGGCAUCGAAGAAGAAGCAGCAGCAGCAACAGCAACAACAGAAUGCCGCGACUGCCGCACAAGCGAUACAACGAUCGGCGCAGAAGAAUGCGAACGGCACAAUCGAAGGCUCCGACUCGCCCGUGUCGCGAACCGGCACACCGUCGAUGUACAACCAGGGGCUGCCAUCUUUCAUGGUCGACGAUCCGUACCAGACGGGCUUCAACGGCUCCACUGGCGCCGAUGGCGGCUCUCCUAUGAACGGAGACCGGAGCCUCGACACGCCACAGACUCACGAGCAACUGAUAGCCCAUAACUCUAGCCUUAAGACGAGAGUUAGCGAGCUUGAGGUUAUCAACGAACUCUUUCGUGGCCGUCUGAGCCAACUCGAGCAACAAGAGGCAGCGGCACGACGUGGCCAGGAAGUCGCCGGAGCAGAGCAGACGCAGCUGCGCACCCAGCUGGAGGCUGUGCAAGAGAGCGAGGCUCAGCUGCGCGCACAACUCGAGGACAGUCACCGUCGGGAGAACAAUCUCAAGCGGCGCCUCGAUGAACUGGAGCUGGAGCUGAAGGAGGCGCAAGACGCUGUCGCGACACAAUCAGACCGACCCGCCAAGAGGCCUCGCCUUGAGGAGCCAGACCAGGAGCUCGAAGACGUCCCCAUAUCUGAAGAACUCGUGCCGGCCACUGUGGGCGAAGAUGAAUCUGCACCAACGGCUGAGCUUGAGGCUGCUGCUCCUGGGCUGGUAGUUGCCUUGAAGCAGGAAGUGACCCCCGAGGCGGAGGUCUCGCAGGAACCGGAAAUCGAGCACGAGACAGACGCUGUUACGGAGACGCCGGCUGAGCUGUGAUUGUGACAAACACAGUGCAAUUCAGGGUUCAGAUCCGCGGACUACGCCCAAUAUCACGUUCGCCCUCGUGCUGUGCGCGCGAUGCGGAGGGAUGAACGCACAAGCCUAAUACUCAGUUACGACCUCUGUGAUGUGGCAUUGUGCGCACUAGCAGGGAAUGGCGGAAUCAGCGGCGUUUUGGUUGAGCUUGCUUUAUUACACCAAUCACUCGAGGCGGCGGCCGCGAUCGAUGGAGGCAUAUACAACACGGCACUGGGAAAUGAAUGACACGGAACUAUGAGAUACCCUAGGGCCCAAAGGCUCGCACUGACCCCGGUUGGUGUGGUCAACAUGGCUGGAGUUGACGGCGCACAUGGAACAAAAAGGCAUCUAGGUACAGCGAGGGUUCUUAAAGUCGGCUGCUUAUGAGAUACCAGACAUGCUGCUUUGCUCUGCCCGACCCAACGUCCCUUGAAUGCCAUGUGGAGCGGACUCGUUGUCCCGCAGCGGCACUAAUGAUUCAACUAGGGUGCCCUCGGUGUGGAUCUAUCCGUUCUCCACGCGACAACUAUGGCGCGUGUCGUUCCCAGUGUUAACAAAAC
Messenger RNA from Purpureocillium takamizusanense, 2532 nucleotides. It is a transcript of the gene GZF3, whose product is annotated as GATA zinc finger protein 3. The coding region runs from base 701 to 1951 and encodes 416 amino acids. Gene Ontology annotation, biological process: negative regulation of transcription by RNA polymerase II; positive regulation of transcription by RNA polymerase II. The transcript has 5 exons. The record is from RefSeq and is a predicted model, not a curated record. Gene Ontology annotation, molecular function: RNA polymerase II cis-regulatory region sequence-specific DNA binding; DNA-binding transcription factor activity, RNA polymerase II-specific; zinc ion binding. Lineage: Eukaryota; Fungi; Ascomycota; Sordariomycetes; Hypocreales; Ophiocordycipitaceae.